Messenger RNA from Hipposideros armiger (great roundleaf bat), 1531 nucleotides. It is a transcript of the gene SGCB, whose product is annotated as sarcoglycan beta. Gene Ontology annotation, biological process: muscle organ development. Gene Ontology annotation, cellular component: sarcoglycan complex; sarcolemma. The transcript is spliced from 6 exons. The coding region runs from base 178 to 1119 and encodes 313 amino acids. Lineage: Eukaryota; Metazoa; Chordata; Mammalia; Chiroptera; Hipposideridae. The record is from RefSeq and is a predicted model, not a curated record.
ACCUCUGUUCAAACUCUGGCUAAGACUGAAAUUCCCCAUCUGUCAGCGCUGCUACACGUGUCUGUGAACAGUAGAAGAAAGCACACCUCCCUUUCGGUAUUUUACUACCUUCAGGGGAAAACUAUCAAAAUGCAUAAUCAACUCUAAAAUGUCUGCAGUGUGGAUGCACCCUAAUAGAUGUUGCAACUUAUGCAGCAAAGUUCCAAUGGCCCUGUAAAGAAGUCCAUGCGUGAGAAGGCUGUUGAGAGAAGAAAUGUCAAUAAAGAACACAAUAGCAACUUCAAAGCCGGAUAUAUUCCAAUUGAUGAGGAUCGCCUCCACAAAACCGGCUUGCGAGGGAGAAAGGGCAACUUAGCCAUCUGUGUGAUUAUCCUCUUGUUUAUCCUGGCCGUCAUCAACUUAAUUAUAACACUUGUUAUCUGGGCUGUGAUUCGCAUUGGACCAAAUGGCUGUGACAGCAUGGAGUUUCAUGAAAGUGGCCUGCUUCGAUUUAAGCAAGUAUCUGAUAUGGGAGUUAUACAUCCUCUUUAUAAGAGCACAGUAGGAGGAAGGCGAAAUGAAAAUUUGGUCAUCACUGGCAACAACCAGCCGAUUGUUUUUCAGCAAGGGACCACAAAGCUCAGUGUAGAAAAGAACAAAACUUCUAUUACAAGUGACAUUGGUAUGCAGUUUUUCGACCCAAGGACUCAAAAUAUCUUAUUCAGCACAGACUAUGAAACUCAUGAGUUUCAUUUACCAAGUGGAGUGAAAAGUUUGAAUGUUCAAAAAGCAUCUACUGAAAGGAUUACCAGCAAUGCUACUAGUGAUUUAAAUAUAAAAGUUGAUGGGCGUGCUAUAGUGCGUGGAAAUGAAGGAGUGUUCAUUAUGGGCAAAACCAUUGAAUUUCACAUGGGUGGUAAUAUGGAGUUAAAAGCAGAAAACAGCAUCAUCCUAAAUGGAACUGUGAUGGUUAGCACAACUCGCCUACCUAGCUCCUCCAGUGGGGACCAGUUUGGUGCUGGCGACUGGGUGCGCUACAAGCUCUGUGUGUGUGCUGACGGAACUCUCUUCAAAGUACAAGUCACAGGCCAGAACAUGGGGUGCCAGAUCGCCGACAACCCCUGUGGCAACACUCAUUAGAAGAACCUGAGAGGUCAUCAAUAUGCUCCUAUCUUGACUUUUUUUUUUGAGUAUGCAUGCAAAUCAUGUUUUUACAGUUUGUGAUAACUGGUAAUUAUUUUAUCUGCAGAGCACUACUGUAUCUAUUAUACUACAUAAUCCCCAUAUUUAAAAUAUUAUCAGAGAGCCUACAUUCUAUUUCAUUAAUUUGCACUGAUCUUCAAAUUACAGUUCUCUAAAAUAAUUAUCAGAAAUGAAUAAAAUCAAGAUUAAUCUUUAAAAAAGUGUUUUUAAAAUUCCACUAUUCCUUGUCUAAAGGAUAAAGGGCUGAAGCAACUGUUUAGACUCACUGUAAGUAAGCUUUUGGUAACUAAUGGGAAUAGACCCACUUAAGAUAUUUAAAAGGUACACUGCCAAUAAAUGUUACAUGCUU